GUUGACCACACCGAAAUGUGGAGUCAAUCUGAAGUGGAUGCAUCGACAGCGAACGAUGCAACUGCUGAACUUCAAGCACUUAUCGAUGAGAUGCGUCUGCAAGAUUUUGACUCGAUUCGCUUUGCCACCUACAGAGCUGCGUGUAAAUUGCGUUUCAUUCAGAAGAAAACGAAUGGUAAUUGUUUCACAUUCAGCUGCUGUUCAGUGCUUUUUGACGACACUCUUAGAGAUAAAGCAUCCAUUUCGUUCAAAAUCAAUGAAGGCUUUUGUUCUUGUGAAAACUUUUUUCGAACAAUUUUUUUCAUUCGUUCAAGUUCGACUAUGUGCCAUUUUAUCAUCCGUCAUCGAAUCGUCAAUAUCCCUACUCAAAUCGUCAUCCAAUAACACCAUUUACGCAUCCUUUCUUCAUAAAACUCCGAUUGACACACUCCUGAUCAACUGGAUGUCUACUCAGCAAUAUUUCACUGGAACUAAAUUCGAUAAUCUGAAAACAAUUUCAGUGCAUUUGGUUGAUAUUUGGAAUAUGAUCGAAUCGUUUCGAGAAAACGGCUUGAAUGCACUUCCAAUCUCUACUCAGGUUGCCAUUUAA
Molecule: messenger RNA, 589 nt
Organism: Anisakis simplex (herring worm)
Lineage: Eukaryota; Metazoa; Nematoda; Chromadorea; Rhabditida; Anisakidae
Source: the annotation of a GenBank genome assembly